AUGGCCAUUGCCGCCGUCGGCAUGGGCCCACUGGACACGUUCAUCAUCAACCGCACCUACUUGAGGCCGUACAGCACCCCCGUCGUCCCCCUGUUCCCCGGCAUCCCGCUCACACAGCGCACCAAGCUGCUCCAGUCCCUCGGGAAGACGUACGCCGUCGCGCUCGCUUUCGCUGCGUGGGCGUUCCUGUUCGCCCUGUGGAUGUGGGCCGAUAAGUACCAGGUCAUGGACGACAUGGAGUGGAGGGCGCACAAGGAGGAGGAGAGGCGCGCGAGGGAGGAGAGGAGCUCGCUGCGACGCGAGGAGAACGAGAAGGGCGAGGAGGUAGAGAUGAUGUACCCCCGCAAGCUGUGGCCCGGUAGCACCAAGAGCAGCUCCAAGUCGUCAAGACGCGCCAGUCUCGACAGCACAAGACCGCCAUCGUACACGUCCGAGGCCACACCAUUGUACAAGGGCUGCGAGAUCAAGUAG
This is a messenger RNA of Vanrija pseudolonga, 471 nucleotides long. RefSeq lists its product as uncharacterized. The record is from RefSeq and is a predicted model, not a curated record. The transcript has a single exon. The coding region runs from base 1 to 471 and encodes 156 amino acids. NCBI's taxonomy places the organism in Eukaryota, Fungi, Basidiomycota, Tremellomycetes, Trichosporonales, Trichosporonaceae.